AUGCCAGCGCCUCAUCCAAAUGAGCUUCGAGUUCAAGUCCUCUCUUACUGGGCCUUAGGGAUUCAGCCACCCGAUAUAGCCAAGAUGCUUCAGAUCAACGUCCGUACGAUAUGGGAUAUGAUCCAGAAGGGCCAAGAUCGUGGCUACAAUCCUGCUCAGUCCAUGAGGGUUAAGCUUGAAUAUGUGGAAGAUGGCAAGCGCUCUGGCCGUCCGAAGGAGAUUUCUGAAGCUACAGAUAUGGCAGUUCUUGCAUCUGUCAAGCAGGAUAGGAAUGGACGUGAGAAAUCUUCUGAAAUCCUUGCCUUUGAAGCAGAGACUGCUUACCAACACAAGAAGUCAGAGGUAGAGAUAGCAGCUCUAAAUGCAGAGCUGGAGCCUAUUCUCAGGGAGGAAUGGGAGAUAGAGACGAGGCUAAAGCGUCUGCAUCUUCGUGGGGUCCCUGGGCGUGUUCCUACAUGGAGAUUUACUGAGAAAACUGGGAAGCUUGUACGAAAGAGCAAAGGAGGAGUUGACUGGUGGAGAUACCAGCAGGAAAUCCUUCUUCCACAUCUUAUUCCUUUUGCCAAGGCCUGCAAAAUCGAACGUCCAGAUACAAAGGUAUUAGAGGAUGGGGCCCCUGCUCAUAAACACCAUGCUCAGCGCCGCAUUUACAGCAUCCAUGAAAUUGAGAAGAUCUUUGACUGGCCUGGCAAUUCGCCUGAUCUUAAUGCAAUUGAGCCAUGCUGGAUGUGGAUGAAGAAGCGUACAACUUCACGUGGAGCACCUAGGGACAAAAAGACUGGAAAGACAGCUUGGAUAAAGGCAUGGAAUGAGCUCCCUCAGGAGAAGAUACAGGGCUGGAUUGAGAGGCUUAUAAGGCAUAUCCAGGAGGUUAUACAACAUGAUGGGGGUAAUGAGUACAAGGAGGGCCGUACAGAUCAUGAUGCUCGAAGCUGGAAGGGCAGGCGGAUCAAAGGUCAGCUUUCUGCGCGUCAAGAUCUAUCUCCAGAUCCUUGA
Messenger RNA from Aspergillus nidulans FGSC A4, 996 nucleotides. RefSeq lists its product as uncharacterized. Gene Ontology annotation, molecular function: nucleic acid binding. Bases 1 to 996 code for a protein of 331 amino acids. The transcript has 3 exons. Lineage: Eukaryota; Fungi; Ascomycota; Eurotiomycetes; Eurotiales; Aspergillaceae. The record is from RefSeq and is a predicted model, not a curated record.